AUGAGCUUUAGUCAGAAACUUGAUAAUCCAAACUGUUUAAAGCACCGAAAGAAACAAAAUGGAACUGCCAUUGUUAUAUUCACAUUGGUCCUACAAGGGGAAACUCUUGAAUUUUCAGCUCCUCAACAGCAUGGCCUUCGAGUUUUUGGAAUCAUCUCAUUAUCCAUUGUUGGACCAGCUAUCAUGUGUGCCAUUGCGAUUGCAUGCUACGCGUCCUUCAAGUGCAGAAGAGGCAACAGAAUUUCUGCAGCACAGAGGUCUACACCAACUGGAAUGUCACUCGAACCUGCCAUUGACAGGAUGGGCCUGGAUGAGUCUACCAUCGAGUCUUAUCAGAAACUGGUAUUAGGAGAGAGCCGAAGAGUUCCAGGACCUAACGAGGGAUGUUGCACCAUAUGCCUGUCAGAGUAUAAAAGCAAAGACACAAUAAGAUGCAUUCCUGAAUGUGCUCAUUGCUUCCAUGCAGACUGCAUAGAUGAAUGGCUUCGCAUGAACACUACAUGCCCUCUUUGCCGCAACUCUCCUUCACAUCCUUCCACUGCUUGA
This is a messenger RNA of Sphenostylis stenocarpa, 546 nucleotides long. The record is from the annotation of a GenBank genome assembly. Lineage: Eukaryota; Viridiplantae; Streptophyta; Magnoliopsida; Fabales; Fabaceae.